This is a messenger RNA of Peronospora matthiolae, 855 nucleotides long. The record is from the annotation of a GenBank genome assembly. NCBI's taxonomy places the organism in Eukaryota, Oomycota, Peronosporomycetes, Peronosporales, Peronosporaceae.
AUGGCCUCUGCGGCACGGAAACGGGGCCACGGCGGCUCUCCCCCGCUCCUGGCGGCGUCUGCGGAUCCAGGUGCCGUCGUUCCGAUCGGCUCUCGCCACAAGAAAGGUCGGGUUCUUUCAGCCCUACGGAAUUCUUCACUAGAAGCGCCGGACGACAGAAUCGAUCGGGACGAAUGGCCGGAGCUCUGGAGUUAUCUGGGAGCCGAAUGGCCGACAACAGCAGCAACACCGUAUCCUAUAGUAUAUGGAGACUCCAACGGGUGGGAGGCUACGGCUCGUUUGGAGCCGGAAUUGUUACUCCAUCACUUGCGCCGCUUCGUCUUUCCAGACGAAGUACUUGCUAGCUUGUCCGACACAGGUUUUGUACAGUGGACGGCGCUGUGGCGCCAGGAGUGCUUAUUAUCCGGGCUCCUAAAAUUCCGACAGCGAGUGACAGAGCUACCCACGGGUGUUUGGGUCGACCGAUGGAUUGCUCGAUCGCAGCAGCGCCUUUCGCCGUCUCUGCUGGCCCCUCUGAUUGACAAUUCCGACGAUUGGAGAAAGUUGCGAGGGAUUAACUAUGCGGGGGACGACAUUUUACGAUUGUGUGACCCGCACAGACGCGUCCGAAUGAGUCACCACCUCAUGUGUGCCAUCGUGUUCGACAACGAGAUUUUUGCGCUGACGGGGACUGGCGGAAAGCCAGUACGCCCUGCCGAGCAACUCCGUUGCCACUUUCGCUUACUUCGGACCAAUAGUACCUACAAGGAUACGUACUACCCAGACGGGGAUGCUCCGAUCGACUGGACUGCGCUCGUUCGCUAUUUUACUACUGCUUUGGCCCCGGCAGAGCAGAGGUUCCUCCUCGAGUACUAA